Aegilops tauschii subsp. strangulata is the source of this 1576-nucleotide messenger RNA. Lineage: Eukaryota; Viridiplantae; Streptophyta; Magnoliopsida; Poales; Poaceae. The record is from RefSeq and is a predicted model, not a curated record.
GAUCUUGCCAUUUCUAAUUUUCUAGCCAUCCACGUGAGUACAGAUCAGGUACCUUGUUCCCUGCCUUGCUUUGCAUUUUUUAUUUAAUCAGUAGUGUUCAUAAUUUCAUCUGUCAUAUGUGUUGUUUGCUACUUCCAUGCCUUGCUCCAGUAAUUAGCAAGACUGCUCCUAAUUUGACAGUUUUUAGAAUAGAUACAACUGCUUCGAAUUACGAGGAAUUAGCUUUAGUUAAUGUUAAAAAACCAGAAUUAGCUUUAGUUAAUGUUAAAAAAACAAGUGAAAAUUUUAGGAUGAUAACAAUUUGAGUGGGCAUGAAAGUGUACCUUGUUUACCUAAUAUUCGAAAUAUAAGUGUCGAUGACAAGAUCACAAGAGCGAGCAACUUUUACCUUUACUGUUUAUGAUCCUGUUUUUUCGAUAGGUCACAUGUUUGCAACAUAGGUUAUAGUGUACCGAGUAUCUUUUGGCAAGAAAAUGGUAAUAUGAAUGCUCAUAUUUUAUGUGGCAUUAGGGCCCCUUUGUGUUACCUAGCCCCGGGCCCCUGAAAUCUCUGGACCGGCCCUGCACUACGUUAUCCUCCCCGCUGCACCAUUUCUCUUUCGGUUGGGAGAGUAGUUCUUGACAUUGCCACAUGUUUGAUCAGGAGAGUACCUCGGGGCAGAGCCCGCGCUGCCGUACCUGAGCCCCUACAUGCGCGGCGAGAACCUGCUCGUCAGCGCCAACUUCGCGUCCACCGGCGUUGGCAUCCUCAACGACACAGGCGUGCAAUUCGUGAACAUCAUCAGGAUCGCCCAGCAGCUGCAGAACUUCCAGGACUACCAGCAGAGGCUAGCGGCGUACGUCGGCGAGGACGCGGCGAGGGAGCGCGUGAGCCAGUCGCUGGUGCUCAUCACGCUUGGCGGCAACGACUUCGUCAACAACUACUACCUGGUGCCCUUCUCCGCUAGGUCCCAACAGUUCGAGAUCCACGACUACGUCCACUUCAUCAUCUCCGAGUACAAGAAAGUCCUCGCGGGUGAUAUGGAUGAAGGAAAAGAGGCCAGCAGUGCUGGGCUAAACAAUUCAGGGAGGUAUUGGAUUGGCCUCUGUAGAAACUAUGGUAAAGGACCAUUGCGGUGCGUAGAAGAAAGGUGCUACUUUCACUUAGUUCUCUCAGUUCUAAGUUGGGACUGCAAAAAUUUGAGGAUUUCCCCACAUAGACCUGAAGUUUCUGCUUCUAGCAUUUCUCUUUUGUAAGCAGCAUGGCAAACCCGGUUUCAAAGCAAAAGACCUGAGGAAGAAUGUGGAUUGAUCACUGUGAUUUCAAGUCCUUCAGGUGAUUGAUCACUGUGGUAAUUCAUUCUUUUGUCAAAAUUUGAUUACAAUUGGGGUUGGAGGGAAGCAACAAAAUUCCUAUCCUGUAAUAGACGUUUUUGGUGUGUGACUUGAUAGUUGUUCACGUCGAUACAAAAUUUCAUUCAUGUGGUUUUUUAAGGCAUUUGAAUUUAACAUUCUUUUUAUGUUUGUCUAAGAGCUGGAGCUGUUAAGACUUGAGACAGAUAUAUACAGGUAACAGGGGCCUACAAGAUCCAAUUCAU